CGUGAUUUGACAAAUAAUUUUUCAAAAACCGCUAGUGAUACAGUGUGUUUGUACUAUACUAUAUUUAAAAGUAAAAGAAUAAUAUAGUCCUUUGACAAAAAUCAUAAACUAGAACCUCAACAGUAAUCUUUAAGUUUUUAACUUGAUCAAUUUCAUAAUUCACAAUGAGUUUCGGAUUGCCGUCUGUGAAAGUUAAGCCAGAACAGGCAAGCGAGUGCAAAAUACGAGAUGGUCCUUAUGGAAUUCCUAAUCCUUUUGUCGAAGGGCUAACCGCUGCGAAACCCAAAUUACACGUCUCGCAUCCUUUGGAGGCCUCAGAACGCAAUUAUCAUCUUAAUGAAGAGAAAAUGAACAUGGCAAUGUUGAGGAACAUCCAAGGACUCCACGCUCCACUCAAACUGACUAUGGAAAGGAAGUUUGCAAAAAAGAUUGGCUUUGAAGACAUCCUCAAUCUCCCCGACAUGUGUGAGGCAGCCGCACAGCCUCAUGCUGUUGUAGAAAGAUCACUUGGUUUAUUGUAAAACUUAAUGGUUGUUAAUUAUCAACUUUUUAAAUGUACAUUUUCUAUUAAAAUGAUUAAAUAAGUA
Molecule: messenger RNA, 587 nt
Organism: Papilio polytes (common Mormon)
Lineage: Eukaryota; Metazoa; Arthropoda; Insecta; Lepidoptera; Papilionidae
Gene: Pomp
Product: proteasome maturation protein
Exons: 4
Coding region: 165-521 (118 amino acids)
Biological process (GO): proteasome assembly
Cellular component (GO): nucleus; cytoplasm
Source: RefSeq, a predicted model, not a curated record